UCACAAUCGUCAACGGCAUCACUUGUUGAAGAAUUCAGAUCAUACGCGGUUUCAGUUUUAUUUGACCAUGGAACAUACUAGACCCUUCACCGUUAUUGUUGAAGGCAAUAUUGGCAGUGGCAAAUCCACCUUCUUAGAAUGCUUCUCCAAGUACCCUCAGGAAGUGGAGGUGUUUCCCGAACCCGUGGCCAAAUGGAGAGAUGUCCGUGGACACAACUUGUUCCAAUUGAUGUAUGAGGAUCAGGAGAGAUGGAGCAUGGCGUUUCAAUCUUAUGCUCAAUUGACCAUGCUGGAACUGCAUAAUCAGACCACAUUGGCCCCAGUCAAGAUAAUGGAACGGUCCAUAUUUUCUGGACGACACUGUUUCAUUGAGAAUCUGCAUGAAGAGAAGAAAAUGAAGCACUCUGAGUACACGGUGUUGUGCGAAUGGUUUGAUUUCUUGCAAAAAUCUCCAAUGUUCAACUUGAAAGUGGAUUUGAUCGUAUAUUUGAAGACGUCACCGGAGGUUGCCUUUAAACGCGUUAAACAGAGAGCUAGGAGCGAGGAAAAGAUACUACCUAUAGAGUAUUUGCGGAAUUUACACGACCUGCACGAGAAAUGGUUGCACCAGAGCACCGAUCUGCCCGCGGAAUUAGUCGUGAUCGAAGCGGAUCAAAACUUGGAACAAAAUCCCGACAUGUACGCCCAAGUCAUGGAAAAAGUCCUGGCCAAAGCCCAAGCCCAACGAGACGCCCGAAAAGAGAAUCCCCGCCUAACCAAACUAAGUCUAACCCGCCCCGCCAAGACCUGUUAUCCAUCUUCGCCCACCAAAGUUCUCGGCGAAGUCAACAAAAUCGCACCCGGUCAAUGAGCCGAAGACAUGUGUACCUAAAAAUGAAUUAGCUCAAAAUAAAAUGCCAACACGACUAGGCCAAAAUUACAA
Molecule: messenger RNA, 922 nt
Organism: Tigriopus californicus
Lineage: Eukaryota; Metazoa; Arthropoda; Copepoda; Harpacticoida; Harpacticidae
Product: deoxynucleoside kinase-like
Exons: 5
Coding region: 68-850 (260 amino acids)
Biological process (GO): nucleobase-containing compound metabolic process
Cellular component (GO): cytoplasm; mitochondrion
Molecular function (GO): ATP binding; deoxynucleoside kinase activity
Source: RefSeq, a predicted model, not a curated record